AUGCUCCGUUUUGCGGCUGGCCGUGUGUUAGGCGGACUUCGCAAUGCCGCUGGGCUGAAGAACAGCCAAUCGAUGGUCGGUGCGAUGGUUGUGCGUCACUCGCACAGCACCGAAACGGACGAGGAGUUCGAUAGCCGCUACGAGGCAUACUUCAACCGGCCGGAAAUCGAUGGCUGGGAGGCACGAAAGGCGAUGAACGAUCUGCUCGGCAUGGAUUUGGUGCCGGAGCCGAAAAUUAUCGUGUCCGCGCUCAAGGCGUGUCGUCGUCUGAACGACUAUGCGCUGGCCAUCCGUUUUCUGGAGGGUGUGAAGGACAAGUGCGGUGACAAGACAAACGAAAUCUACCCCUAUCUGCUGCAGGAAAUCCGCCCCACUCUGACGGAACUCGGCAUCGACACACCAGAGGAGCUGGGCUACGAUCAGCCGGAGUUGGCAUUGAAAUCAGUGUACGACAUGCACUAAAUCUUCGUUUAAUUUCCUCAUGCCUGAGUGUGUGGUGCGUUGCCC
Messenger RNA from Anopheles marshallii, 507 nucleotides. It is a transcript of the gene COX5A, whose product is annotated as cytochrome c oxidase subunit 5A, mitochondrial. NCBI's taxonomy places the organism in Eukaryota, Metazoa, Arthropoda, Insecta, Diptera, Culicidae. The record is from RefSeq and is a predicted model, not a curated record. Bases 1 to 462 code for a protein of 153 amino acids. Gene Ontology annotation, cellular component: mitochondrial inner membrane. Gene Ontology annotation, biological process: mitochondrial electron transport, cytochrome c to oxygen. The transcript has a single exon.